Molecule: messenger RNA, 1418 nt
Organism: Jaculus jaculus (lesser Egyptian jerboa)
Lineage: Eukaryota; Metazoa; Chordata; Mammalia; Rodentia; Dipodidae
Gene: Upk1a
Product: uroplakin 1A
Exons: 8
Coding region: 114-887 (257 amino acids)
Cellular component (GO): membrane
Source: RefSeq, a predicted model, not a curated record
CCUCCUUCCUUGGGCACUGGUGCAAGGAGGGGCCUGGGCAUAUAUAUAUGGGCAUAUAGGGAGCCACUGUGGGUGGGGCUGGCCAGAGAGGCUUCUGCAGUAAAGGCAGGACAAUGUCUUCUGUAGCAACAGAGGUGGAGAAAGGGUCUCCAGUGGUGGUAGGACUGUUGGUUGUUGGCAACAUCAUUGUUCUGCUAUCAGGUCUGGCUCUGUUUGCCGAGACGGUAUGGGUGACCGCUGACCAGUACCGUGUGUACCCGCUGAUGGGCGUCUCAGGCAAGGACGACGUCUUUGCUGGUGCCUGGAUCGCCAUAUUCUGUGGCUUCUCUUUCUUCGUUGUGGCCAGCUUUGGUGUGGGAGCAGCACUCUGCCGCCGCCGGUCCAUGGUCCUAACGUACCUGCUGCUGAUGUUCGUCGUGUACGUGUUCGAGUGCGCCUCGUGCAUCACGUCCUACACCCACCGCGACUACAUGGUGUCCAACCCGUCCCUGAUCACCAAGCAGAUGUUGACCUUCUACAGCGCAGACACUGACCAGGGCCAGGAGCUGACCCGCCUCUGGGACCGCAUCAUGAUGGAGCAAGAAUGUUGUGGUACAUCUGGCCCAAUGGACUGGGUGAACUACACGUCGACCUUCCGGGCCGCCACUCCAGAGGUGGUAUUCCCCUGGCCCCCACUGUGCUGCCGUCGGACAGGAAACUUCAUUCCCAUCAAUGAAGAAGGCUGCCGCGUGGGCCACGUGGAGUACCUGUUCACCAAGGGCUGCUUUGAGCACAUCGGCCAUGCCAUCGACAGCUACACAUGGGGCAUCUCAUGGUUCGGGUUCGCCAUCCUGAUGUGGACGCUCCCAGUGAUGCUGAUAGCCAUGUACCUCUAUGCCACCCUCUGAGGACGAGAGAGGGCAGCCGUGCUCUCAGGCUCCUGCCCGCCUCCCCAGUGCCACGGCCUCUUCACGCCCUGCCUCCUUCCUGCACAUCCUCCUUGUUUCUCCCUCCUCACAUCCCUUAACCUGCCUGUCUCCCACUCCCAGAAUCAAUCCCUUUCAAGGGUCAGGAGCCUUGCUGGGCCCCAGGAGUGCUCCCAGGCCUAGAUUUGUGCCUGAACCCUUGACCUCAUUUCACUUGGUUAAUUCCUGGUCCAUUGGUCAAGUGACAACAUAAGGUCUUGUCCUCAGGUCCCUUCCCUGGUCCUCCAGCCCACUUAUAGACGCCACUCUUGUAGCUCCCGGUUCCCCUUUACAGCAGCUGUAGUUACUGCUGCUGAGCAGUGUGAUUGGCUGUUUCAGCUCUGAGACACUAAGAUUGUCCUGAGAGGCAUGACAAGUUAUGUCAUGGUCAUUUUGUUGUCCCUAUCAUCAUCCAGUACAUGGCUGAGCAUGGAAACCAGGUGUUCAAUAAAUUUUGACUGUUUAAAUAAGUAA